Messenger RNA from Medicago truncatula (barrel medic), 687 nucleotides. RefSeq names its product vegetative cell wall protein gp1. Bases 1 to 687 code for a protein of 228 amino acids. The record is from RefSeq and is a predicted model, not a curated record. The transcript has a single exon. NCBI's taxonomy places the organism in Eukaryota, Viridiplantae, Streptophyta, Magnoliopsida, Fabales, Fabaceae.
AUGGUCAAAAUCUUAGCAUUGUUGUUACUCUUACUUCAACUAACCUUUUUCACUACAUUUGCGGAAGAGCUUGAAACCGCUCUUUACAAACCUUAUGGUUUUAAGCCUUCUAUCCCCACUAAGCCUGCCCCUAUAAAGCCUAUUGUCCCUGUUAAGCCAGACCCUGUUAAGUCUCCUGUCAUUGUUAAGCCUCCUGUCCCUGUUACGCCUCCUACCCCCAUUAAGCCUUCUCUUCCUCUUACGCCUCCUGCCCCAAUUUCUCCUCCUACCCCUGUUACCCCUCCUUCCCCUGUUACGCCUCCUACCCCUGUUACGCCUACACCUAUAACACCUCCAUCUCCUGUUACGCCUGCACCCGUUACACCUCUUGCUCCUGUUACACCAACUCCUGUUAAGCCCGCUCCUGUUAAGCCUAGCCCUUUCACACGUAAUCCAGUUUCCUUCCAAAUCCCUGUUAUGCCUGUUCCUGUUACUCCUAUCAUUGUUACCCCUCCUUCCCCUGUUACGCCUUCCACAAUUGAGCCUCCUGUCCCCGUUACGUCGGCCCCAGUUGAGCCCCCUUUCCCUGUUACUCCCUCCCCUGUUGAGUCCCCUCUUCCUGCUACGUUUGCCCCUGCCCCGAGUUACUUACCAUUGUCAUUGCAUCCCACUCAAUUCUCUAGAAGAUUGAUGGCUUUUCAGUCUUAA